AUGAAACGUUUUGCAAAAGUACCCUUCUCUUGUAGUCUCUGCCUCUUCGAUAUUCUGUUCCUGCAUACACCCACGUCAACAAAAUCAUUCGAAAUCUCAUCUGUCUGCGACUUUAUGUUUGGCCUGACCACGUCUGGAUUUGGCGGUUUCGGCGCAGCUUCGAACACCUCAACGUCCCCGUUCGCAUCCUCGGCCACGAACAAUGCACCAGCAUCGAAUACGUCGCCUUUUGGCCAGUCUAACCAAGCCAACCAGGGCGGUCUGAUUUUUGGCCAAUCUGGAGGUUUCGGUUCCAACGCCAUUGGCGGCUCGGCGUUCGGCUCCAGCAACACUAACGCUCCCGCCACCGGCUCCUCUGUGUUCGGGACCAAUAACAAUGCAUCUGGAAGUGUUUUCGGUCUGACCACAGCACCAACUACUUCGCCUUUCGGAAACACAACCCAGAACACAACUUCUGCUUUUGGUAACACCGGCUCUGGCUUCGGUGCCGCGCCAGCCUCGUCAUCUGGUGGGUUGUUUGGAAGCUCUGCGACUGCAAAUAAGCCAGGUUUUGGACUGGCUUUUGGUACUCCGAGCAACACAAACACCUCACCUUUCGGAGCCUCAACCGGCUUUGGAAGUGGAACAGACGGGAAGACCAAUACCGGCUCGGGCAACCCUCCGUUUGCUCCUUACACCGAUAAGGACAGCAACGGAACCAAUAGGUACCAUAAUAUCUCCAUGAUGCCUUCGUACCGCAAUUUCUCUCCGGACGAAAUCCGAUUGAAAGAUUACGAGCUCAACCGUCGAUUCGGCAAUACGCCUGUUGUACUGGGAUUUGGUGGAUCUACCAGCGGUUUUGGUGCUACCAACACCGGAUCCGCAUUUGGAGCUACUGGAGGAAGCACUUUUGGUGCCAGCUCAAAUUCUCCAUUUGGAAGUACCGCAAACAAAUCUGCAUUUGGCCAACCUUCCAACCUGACCUUUGGCAGCAACACGUCCACCUUUGGACAAAACAACGGUAGCGCAUUUGGCCUGAAUACAGGCGGCGGUUUUGGCUCCUCCACCAACACUGGAAGUGCCUUUGGAAGCACUAAUACUGGUUCCGGUUUUGGAGCUACCAACUCUGCUUUUGGAGCAACACAGAACCAAAACCAACCUUUUGGAGCCACAACUAGCGCCUUUGGUGCUCCUUCCAACACCACAUCGACUGGGGGCUUGUUUGGCUCGUCCACCAACAAUAAUACCAACGCUUCUCCCUUUGGUGGUUCUUCGGCGUUUGGUCAAAAUAACACCAAUAAUGCGUCACCAUUUGGCCAAAGCAACAACACAAGUGCUCCAUUCGGACAAUCUUCCACUUCAAAUGUGUUUGGUUCAAAUACCGGUGGGACAGGUUUUGGAUCAAAUUCUGGUAGCACUUUCGGCUCGUCUGGCUCUGCUUUCGGCGGUGCCAAUAACAAUACUGGUGGUGGUCUUUUUGGUCAGAAUAACCAGAAUACCAAUACUGCCGCUUCUGGUGGAUUGUUCGGCCAAUCCAACACUAAUACGGCCUCUAAUCCUUUCGGUUCCAAGCCAGGCGGCCUAUUCGGUCAAAAUAAUCAAACAAACCAGAACACCGGCUCUACUUUUGGCUCUGGUACUUCCGGGUUUGGUCAAAAUAGUACUACUGGAGGAGGAUUAUUUGGCAGCAAACCUGCUCAAACAGGCGGACUUUUUGGAAAUAACAAUCAGAACAAUACCGCCAAUAAUUCCAGUCCAUUCGGAGCAACGAAUGCAUUUGGUGCCAACCAGAACCAAAACCAAAACCAAAAUCAAAAUCAAACCACCACCGGUGGACUUUUUGGUAGCAAACCUGCCACUGGAGGUCUCUUUGGGGGCCAAAGCACCACGAACAAUACCGGUUUUGGUAACAACCAAUCCACAAAUACUAGUGGUGGACUUUUUGGAAAUAAGCCUGCGACAACAGGAGGGGGUCUAUUUGGAGGUGGAAACAAUACCACCAGUGGAGGAGGAUUGUUUGGUGGAAGCUCCAACACUGGUUCUACUGGUGUAGGUGGGAGCACUUCCGGAGGUUUGUUCGGUGGCUCUGGUAACACCAAUACUACUGGAGGACUCUUUGGAAGCAAACCAGCUCAGUCCGGAUCAACGUUUGGGGGAAGUAACACUGGAAGUGGAAACACUUCUUUUGGCACAGGAGGCGGACUCUUUGGGCAAAACCAACAACAGUCUCAGCAGCCUCAGCAACAGCAGCAACAAUCCCAGCAAUCUCUCCUUAGUGCUCAGAAUCCUUAUGGUCAAAACCCACUCUUUCUGAGCAUUUCCGUCCCAGCACCUGGUGCUAAUGGACCCAGUGGUCCUCUAGCCGUUCCUGUGAAAUCAGCGGCACCUAAAAAGCCUGUCAACUUGGGCAAUGCUCAUCGCUUGGCACCUUUGUUCCGGAUGUCUGUUCUUCCACGAAAGGCAGAAGUUGAAGCAGAACAAACAAGAGCAACUGAAAAAACACAGAAUGGUCUUUUUGGUGUGGACACUGACGUAGCUAUUUCGUCAUCUUCGAUUUUCCGUCCUCAAACAUCUGUACGCAAAUUGAUCGUGGACAAGGCGCAAGAAGCCGGCAAGAAACUGCCUGCGUUAAUACAAGUUGCUGUGGGUGAACGAGAACCACCCAAGCAGGUUUCCAUGGUGCUUGACUCGGGUAGAAAAGAUGAAGAAGAAAUCAAUGGCACUUCGUCACCAAAACUCAUUGAAAGUGAAGUUGUUAAUGGAAGUCAACCUGAUACAGUAAAGGAUGAGAUUGACGAAAACGGAUACUGGACGUCACCUUCGAUUCUGGAGCUCAAGAGAAAGCCAUUGGCAAGUCUUCGGUCAAUAGAACACUUUAAGGUGGGCAGAAAGAAUUACGGUCAUAUCGAGUUCUUGCAACCGGUGGAUUUGUCACUGAUAGUGAACCUCGAAGACAUAGCUGGAAAUUUGAUCAUUUUCGAUUCGAAGUCGUGUGUGGUUUAUCCAGACGACGACAAGCCCAAAGAGGGUGAAGGGUUCAAUUUGCCCGCCAUAAUCACCCUCAAUGGAUGCUAUCCUGUCAAUAAAGCGGAUAAGCUUCCUAUUUUGGACCCCAAGAGCGAAGUCGUUAAAAAGCAUAUUGACAAGUUGAAGCUGUUGCCCGAGAUGGAGUUUCAACUGUACGAGCCUCAAUCUGGAGACUGGACGUUCAAGGUUACUUCUAUGUAG
Meyerozyma guilliermondii ATCC 6260 is the source of this 3207-nucleotide messenger RNA. Its product is annotated as FG-nucleoporin. Gene Ontology annotation, cellular component: nuclear pore cytoplasmic filaments; nuclear pore. The transcript has a single exon. Gene Ontology annotation, biological process: protein import into nucleus; RNA export from nucleus; post-transcriptional tethering of RNA polymerase II gene DNA at nuclear periphery. NCBI's taxonomy places the organism in Eukaryota, Fungi, Ascomycota, Pichiomycetes, Serinales, Debaryomycetaceae. Bases 1 to 3207 code for a protein of 1068 amino acids. Gene Ontology annotation, molecular function: structural constituent of nuclear pore. The record is from RefSeq and is a predicted model, not a curated record.